AUGGCUACUGGAUUUACUCCAUUUCCGAAGUUUGAUGUCUCAGAUCAAAGUUCAAUAGGACAGCGUUGGAAAAAAUGGAUCCAACGUUUUGAAAAUUUCGUCCUUGCUAUGGGAAUUACCAGGAAUGAUCGCAAAAGGGCAAUGCUCUUACACUAUGGAGGAGAUGAAGUUUACAAUAUUUUCGAUACUCUUGCGGACACAGGAGGGCCAAAUGACUAUGAUGCAGCAAAAACAAAACUGACGAAGCACUUCAACCCAAAGAAGAACCUUGAAUUCGAAAUAUACAAAUUCAGGCAAGCUAAACAACAAUCAGGUGAAAUAAUGGAUUCCUAUCACACAAGACUACGACAGUUGGCGGAAAACUGUGAGUUCGAAGAUGUAGAUAGGGAAAUAAAAUCACAAGUUAUUCAAGGAUGUGAGUCAAGUCGUCUGAGACGCAAAGCCUUACGUGAACCUGACCUAACGCUCCAACAAAUCUUAGAUUCAGCGAGAGCUAUGGAAGUCUCACAACUCCAAGCCUCCGGUAUGGAAGACCAUAAGAGUCAAGAUGUACAUCUAAAUGCUGCAAACAGGAGAGAGAAUUCGUCUAAACAAAGGAAACAAAAAGAACCAACAAGUAAGUGUCGCAAUUGUGGAAAGGAAUGGCCACAUAAAGAUAGACCGUGCCCAGCAAAAGACAAAGCUUGUAACAAAUGCAAGAAAAUCGGAUAUUUUGCAAAGCAGUGUAGGUCUGGCCAGAAACAGGAUACAAGAAAUUUCAACCGCACACCCAAAUCAAAGAAACCUGGUAUAAACAAUUUGGAUAAUGACAGUAGUGAUGAAGAAUAUGCUUUUGGAUUACAACUUAAUGCAACAAAAUCUUUGCCUAUAGCAAAUGUCAAGAUAAAUGGGAUUAAAGUUGACAUGCUGGUGGAUUCCGGAGCAAGUGUUACUGUCAUGGAUGAGUCGACGUUUGAAAGAGUAAGUCGCAAGAAACCAAUUAAAUUGUCAAAAUCAAAUGCCAAAGUUCAUGCUUACGGAACGAGAGCGGCGUUACCAAUAAGAGGUAAAUUUCGAGCUGAAAUAGAAUCUAAACUCAGGAUUAUCGACACUGAAAUUCUUGUGGUGAAAAGUGCAAGUGGAUGUUUACUUAGCUGCGCUGACGCACAAAAGCUUGGACUCAUUUCGAUUACGAUAAAUGCUGUUGACCAAAUUGAAUGUACUGACCAACCCAGUAUACUAACAAAAUUUGCUGAUCGAUUUGAGGGGAUAGGAAAGCUGAAAGACUUUCAAGUGAAACUUCACAUUGACGAAACAGUGAAGCCCGUUGCGCAACCACAUCGCAGAAUUCCGUUUCACCGACGAAAGAAAUUAGAACAAGAGCUUAAGACACUGGAAGAAAUGGACAUCAUAGAAAAAGUUGAUGGACCGACUCCGUGGGUGUCACCAAUUCUGGUAGCUCCAAAACCAAAAAAAUCCUGA
Messenger RNA from Saccostrea cuccullata (small rock oyster), 1461 nucleotides. RefSeq lists its product as uncharacterized. Bases 1 to 1461 code for a protein of 486 amino acids. Lineage: Eukaryota; Metazoa; Mollusca; Bivalvia; Ostreida; Ostreidae. The transcript has a single exon. The record is from RefSeq and is a predicted model, not a curated record. Gene Ontology annotation, biological process: proteolysis. Gene Ontology annotation, molecular function: nucleic acid binding; aspartic-type endopeptidase activity; zinc ion binding.